Messenger RNA from Guillardia theta CCMP2712, 754 nucleotides. RefSeq lists its product as hypothetical. The transcript is spliced from 5 exons. Lineage: Eukaryota; Cryptophyceae; Pyrenomonadales; Geminigeraceae. The record is from RefSeq and is a predicted model, not a curated record. Bases 26 to 754 code for a protein of 242 amino acids.
AUGGAGGACAGAAGUGACAGUCAAGAUGCUGGAUCUGAAGGAGAAGCAAAGCCUUUGGCUGUUCACCCUUGAUCCAUCACUUGAAGCGAAGAUGCUGUCCAGCUCGCACCUGGAGCAGGACGUCAAGGCGUCGACGCUGGAGGGUCUGCUGGGUCAACUGCAGCAAAAGUUUGAUGAGAAGGCAGCGGAUGGCGAGCAGCAGCGGACGAGGCUGCGUGAGGAGGAGGCAGAGCGAGCGGCGCUGGAGGAGGCGAAGCGAGCGAGGGAGGAGGAGUUGAAGGAGCUGAAGAUGCAGCUGCAAGAGCUGCAGGUGAGAGCGACAGAGCUGGAGAGGGAGGGGAAGAGAACGGAGGAGGCGCUGGAGAAGGCGAAGGAGGAAGGAAAGAGGGCGAGGGAGGCGCUGGAGAAGGAAGCGGAGAAGGUCAGGGAGCUUGCGAAGCUGCAGGAGGAGAACGAGGAGGAGAUGCAAGAGUCGAGCGAGGCUCUGCACAAGAAGUUGGAGGACUGGCGGAACGACUUGCAGAGCAACUUGGCGUCGAAGGAAGAGGAGCAGACGACGCUGACGAAGCAACACAACGAGCUGCUGGCGCAGAAGCGAAACUUGGAGGCAGAGCUGAAAAGAGCGAAGCAGGAGGCGGAGGAGACAAGAGCAAAGCUGCAGGCUGAGAAAGAGACGGAGGAGGAGGAGACGCAGAGGCUGCGAGCAGAAGAAGAAAACUCAAGACGGCUUUGCGAGACUUUGAGGAGAAGCUGA